This is a messenger RNA of Propithecus coquereli (Coquerel's sifaka), 379 nucleotides long. RefSeq names its product phorbol-12-myristate-13-acetate-induced protein 1 (gene PMAIP1). The record is from RefSeq and is a predicted model, not a curated record. The coding region runs from base 141 to 305 and encodes 54 amino acids. Lineage: Eukaryota; Metazoa; Chordata; Mammalia; Primates; Indriidae. Gene Ontology annotation, cellular component: mitochondrion. Gene Ontology annotation, biological process: release of cytochrome c from mitochondria; DNA damage response; apoptotic process. The transcript has 2 exons.
UUGGCCGCUCCGUGCGUGUCGUGUCCCGGUCCCGCCUCUCUGCCCGCGUGCAGCACGCAUCCCGCAGACGCCCGAGGUGCUCGGGUUGGGAGCCUGAGACCCCGGGGUCCGCAUCAGAGCUCGCGGUGGCACUUGCCAAGAUGCCCGUGAAGAAGGCGCGUAAGAACGCGCAACCGAGCCCGACGCGGACUCGGGCAGAGAUCGAAGAGGAGUGUGCCCUUCAACUCAGGAGACUUGGAGACAAACUGCAUUUCCAGCAGAAACUUCUGAAUCUGAUAGCCAAACUUUUCCGCUCAGGAACUUGACUACAUCAAAAACUUUGCAUGAGGAGACUCCUUCAAAAGGGAAGUUUCCCGAACUAGGUACAAAUUUCAUCAAU